CCCAUCUUGAAGCCGUCUCUCUAUCCACCCGGUAUAUGUCACAUGGCUCAGGUUAUCAUCAGUGAGGAGAGCCUCUCUUCGGAAUUCGGGCACGACCAGAGCCCUUCGGAGCCCAAUGCAUGCCACACCGACAGCACGGACGUCGUGUUCGACGCCCUGAGGCCUCAUCAGAUGAACGCCGGAAUGGCUCAAUUCCGUCGUAUACCCGUGCCGAACAACCGCCUCACCGCACUCAGAAAUCACUGGGCGGAAAUAUACACGCCCAUUGUCGACAACCUCAAACUGCAAAUUCGAAUGAACACAAAAACCAAACAUGUAGAACUACGUACAUCUCCAGAAACAGAAGACAUCGGCGUCCUGGAUCGCGCCGUGGAGUUCAUCCGAGCAUACCUUAUCGGGUUCGAAAUAUCUGACGCAAAAGCGUUGCUUAGAAUAGAGGACCUCUACCUUCAAUCUUUCAAUGUUGACGACGUCAAGCACUUGACCGGCGACCAUCUAUCUAGAGCUAUUGGAAGAAUCGCUGGUAAAGAUGGCAAAACAAAAUUCACCAUUGAAAAUGCCACCAGGACACGUAUCGUUCUAGCUGACAAGCGAAUUAGCUUGCUUGGUUCCUACCAGAACAUCAAGUUAGCUCGAGAUGCUGUUUGUGAUCUGAUUUUGGGUGCACCUCCAUCUAAAGUCUAUUACAAACUACAAAAUAUUAGCGCUCGACUCAAGGAAAGGUUUUGAAGAAUUCCCCUCAGUCGGAUUUUGAACUAUGUAUAUUUCUAGUCCUUCUAUAUAGAGGUCAUACCGCACGAAAAAAAA
This is a messenger RNA of Schistocerca gregaria, 807 nucleotides long. RefSeq names its product RNA-binding protein PNO1-like. The record is from RefSeq and is a predicted model, not a curated record. Gene Ontology annotation, cellular component: nucleolus. Bases 43 to 729 code for a protein of 228 amino acids. The transcript is spliced from 5 exons. Gene Ontology annotation, molecular function: RNA binding. NCBI's taxonomy places the organism in Eukaryota, Metazoa, Arthropoda, Insecta, Orthoptera, Acrididae.